Molecule: messenger RNA, 1211 nt
Organism: Cucumis melo (muskmelon)
Lineage: Eukaryota; Viridiplantae; Streptophyta; Magnoliopsida; Cucurbitales; Cucurbitaceae
Exons: 7
Coding region: 389-916 (175 amino acids)
Source: RefSeq, a predicted model, not a curated record
AGCCCAAGCCCAAAAUGAAGUGCUCUCCACUCCUCAGUUAGGCGCAGAGUACCAUUUCUCCAAACUCUCUUGGAACUUGGGAGCCAUAGCCUGAAGCUCACACCCUUCCCCGCCUUCUCUCUCUCGAAAGCGCUCGUCCCUUUAAAGCUCUAAUCUCUACUUUACAGAGACAAAUCGUAUUUCUUUUCUUCGGGCAAUCCUAUUCUGGACUUAAGAGCUUCGGUUAAGCUAUAUUUGAUCAGAGUCUGGUGCAUAACGGAGUACCUCAUUCUCUGGCUCAGUCGUAUUUCAGACUUUAGAGAGAGUCCUGAUUCAUCUGGGCCAUCAAGUAUCCGUACAAUUGUAAGUUUGGCUUUUCUAGCAAAGUAAAGGGAGGACAGGAGCAAUCAUGGAUGUCGACUCACAACCAUCCAUGGAAGAAACCAUUUUGGUUGGUGAUGAUUUAAUGAUGGGGCCACCAUCGCCCAUCAUUCCACCUGAAAUUGCAUCUCAUGUGCUUGAAGGUGUUGAUUUGUGCGAUGGGAUAUUGAGGAAUCUCUUUCUAUGCUUGCAAAUAAAUGAUAUUGAGCCUUUUUGUCAAGAUGAAAUAGCAGUUUAUCGACAGUGUGCUGAAAGACGGGAUAGAGAACUAAGACAACGGCUGCAAGACAGUGAACAUAAAUUAGGGUCAUCAAUGCCUCUAGAUGCAGCAAAGGAAAGGGCUACACAACUUGAAUCAGAAGUUACAUUAUUGGAGAGACGCUUAAUUCUUGCUAGUGGUGUUGAAGGCAUCGAAGGAUUCCGUCAACGAUGGAGUUUGCACGGUCGGCUCACCGAUACCAAGAAAAGGCUGGAAUCUUUAAAGAAAGGAAUCGAGAACAGGAGAGAUGACGAGCCGGCAAGGAAAACGUUGUCUUCCAAAAGAUGGUUCUUUUAGUGUAAGUGAUUGCUUCAUAUGCUUACGUAUCCUAUUUGGUUCUUAAAAGUUAAUGAUCCACGAUUCUUCUAAAUACAAACAAGGCUUGAGUUUUAGGCCAAAACUCUAUGCAGUCUAACAAGGGCAUCUUUUACAUUUUUGGCAUAAAAAGAAGGCAUUGGAGAUGAAGUUAAAUGACUGUUAUAUCAGAUAAUACAAGCGGAGAAAUUUAUGUAAUUAUGAGCAGAUAUAAAAGAGUAGCCUUCUUUAUACGCCCACCAAAGGGAAACUACAUGAAUUGCAUGAUUUUUGUUUA